UCAAGGUUGUUUUAGCUCUAAUCCCUUCAUUAUUAUUUUAAGGAAACCUGUCUAGCCAGUAUGAGCUGUUGGUUUCCCGUUUGAAGGAUUUUUUUUUUUUUUUGCAUUCACCAAGAUUUGGACAUCUGUGCUUAACACACAGUUAAAUUUUAAAGACUUUGGGAAAAUAAUUGUUAUGAUCUUACACAUAUUAAGGUCUUUUAUAGAAUAGGGAUUAUAUUAGUAUAUUGCUAGGCAUUUAGAAAUGUGUGUAUGAUUUUUAAUAUUAAAUACAUAAUAUAGUUAGGUGCACCUUAAUCAAACGGAGGUGAUCGUCCAUCUCAAAGGUAUGAAAUUCAACCAACUGCUAUCCCUAAGGGGGACUCUAAGGAUUCUAAUGAUUCUGUUAUCUCUCACGCCAAUGGAUCAUCCUAUCCAAAAACAACAGAACUUGAAGACUAGAUGACAGCACUUUUUCAGAAGAAAGAAAGACAAGUGAUGCCAAAAAAUCUUUAAUUUCUCUGUAUUGUAAUAGUGCCCGUUACUACAUUUUUCUAUAACAAUAAUGGUAAAACCAAGUAGAAGCGUCGUUUUUUGGCCAAUAAUUAAUCAUAAAAGAAAACUUUGCAAAAUCGAGUGACAUAACUUUGACAUCAACUUGUGGGAGUCGAAUUAGGAUCACAUUUAUAACGCGUCUGCAAUGAAAGGCUGGAGCUUAAGUAAGUCCUGUAACAUGGACUGAUGAUAACGUGCAGAUGUUCUUUGUUCAAUGAUGUGCUAUUAGACAAGGAAAAAGAUCGUUUGCCAUGAACGCAUUGCUCUUUAUUUUUAGAGGGUAAAACCAAAUUAGAAAUAGGGCAUGUUACUCAUCUUAUGUGCACGUGACAUGUAGGAGCGCCCGUAAAGAUCGCUGGGAGCAUUAUUUUUUAUUCGAGUUGAAGUCUUGUCGCUUUCUGACAAUUUAUGUUUGCUUUAUGGUCGUGGACUUUUUGUAUUUGGUUUGAUGCCAGGAAAAUUUAAAACAUUUGUUUGUGCAAGAGAUUUUACUUUUUUUUUUAUAAAGUAGCUAAUACCCGCUUAUUUAAGAGCUCAUGAUAUACUAUUAAUUGAUAUACUAUUAACAAAAAAUGAUAAACGGCUAGAUGAAUUGUGAUAGCAUAAUGCGUGUAACAUCCCCGCAAUAACACUUAUCUUAUAAAGAAUCAUGACUUUAUUUAGAAAAUCAUUUCCUUUGAGUAAUAAAAUGUGACUCGGUGGUUGGACGUGAGGUGUACAAAUUACAUUAACCUGAAAAAGUAAAUAAUUGUUCUUAAAGUGUAAUGCACUCUGAGAGAGUAAUGUGGCGACACGGAACUCACGAAACCUGUUUUACGGCAACUUUCAUUUCCGUCUUUAGGUUGUUUUUUUUUUUAUUGCAACUUCAUGACACACGAUUUAUGACAUGGACAAAAUUGGAACAAAUGAUGCAACGUUGUAGAAGGUCUAAACCUUUACAUAUUAAGUAAACAUGAAGCAGCCAUUAAAAUAUUCGCCAAUGUUUAUAAUUAUUUAAUGGAAAAAGACAAAAGUAAUUCCGCCGAAAGUGGGUGGUAUGGUUUGGGGUAGCCAAAUUGACUCAAAGGCUAGUACGCAGCGGAGGUUAUCAUUUGAUCGCUUUUAUACGCAAACAAUUCUCUUACGUUGAUAGAACAUUGGCCGUGAUUUCAGGUAAUAGGAGAGCAUUAAGGAGGUUAUAAAAAGCACACGACAAUCGAGGCAGCGCUUCAAAAACGGUCCAAAGAUUUGUAAAGUUGGUCUACCAAGCUUGACCCUAAGCGGAGCAUAAACUCGUGCAUGGUUUGCGGAACUUGAAGUAGAAAUUGGAGACUUUGAAUGUCUGCAAGAAUGUCUGCAAGAAUCUGAAAUAUUGUGCAUGCGACAAGACGUCUAUACGGAAGAAUAUUUGACAAAGUAAUUGGGUCGAGUAUUACUUUGGUGACAAAGUUUACGCUGUUUUAAUGGUCUAUUUACCCUAUACUUCUUCCUAUAUUUAAGUUGUCCAUAAUAACCACACUAUACAGGAAUUGGACGUCAUAUUUAAGCAUUCAUAACAUUACGCCAUCUUGUUAUUAAGUAACAAUGAAUAACUCGACAUUGGCUUCGUCACAUCUCGAGUACAGUAACUCGUUUCGCAUCGGCACUUCAGUCUUUACUGUCAUCCUCAUACUCGGAACUAUCAUGGGAAACACGUUAGUGAUCGCGUCAUUCAUCGCCUACUCCCGAAUAAGGACCGCUACUAACUUCUUCGUGGUAUCGCUGGCGUGUACAGAUCUGGGCGUGGCUCUGUUCUCCAUGCCGGUCUGGCUUGCAUAUAUACUGACCGGUCCAAUUUGGGUAUUAAACCCGGUCCUAUUCAGAGUAUGGACUGCUAUGGAUAUCCUAGUCGGCACCGCGUCGAUAGGGAACCUCGUAGCGAUCAGCCUUGAUAGAUGUCUAUGCAUAACCAAACCUCUGAUGUAUUAUCAGUACAUCACCUCGGUUCGUGUGAACUCGACUAUCGCGUGUAUCUGGGUGUACUCUGUACUCAUGGCGGUAGCGGGUUAUCUCCUAUGGCAGUACCGCAUCUUUAACUUCAUAUCCUCCAUCGUGUACUUCUGGGUUCCCUUGUUAAUCAUCAUCAGCGCGUACUCGAUUGUGUUCCGUGUUGCGUUGCGCCAGACGCGUCGCAUCAACACCACGAACAACAGUUCUCAGAUCAGGAAGACACGCGCUUCGCGGUACAGCUUCAUGAAAGAGAUGAAGGCUGCCAAGACAUUAGCAGUAGUUGUAGGAGCGUUCUUUGUGUGCUGGGCACCGUUUGUUGUUCUGAAUGCAAUCUAUAGCAUUUGUACUGGCGCCGACUGCCCGGUGCUCAAGCCUCAAAUCAUUCUUGUGGUCAAGUGGAUGCAUUACGGGAACUCGCUUAUCAAUCCGCCAAUUUACAGCUUCCUUAACAAAGACUUCAGGGUGGCCUUUAAGCAUAUCAUUUGUUGUAAUAACCUUGUGGCCACCGCGCGGAGGAUGGACCUGAUGUUUGCACGCAGUGAUGGAAGCAAGGGUGUAUCCACUCAAGAAAUAGCACAGAAUAGAACAACUGUACUGUCUUAAGCAACAAGACAGCAAAUAAUAGAAUAAUUGUUGUCUUAAGCAACAAGACAUAGCACAUAAUAAUUGACACAGUAUGAACAACUAACAAGAAAUAACACAGCAUAGGAACAACUGUUCUAUCUUCUCAGACAAAAAAGCACGGAAUAAAACUGUAUUAUGAAAGUUAAAGCUAGAGAGAAGAGGCCUGUUUUUCUGCAGUUGAUUUUGACCAAAAGUUUAUUCUUUUGCUUUCCACACUCUCUCAUAAGCUUAUGCCCUUAUAUGCAGUAGGUAUACAAUGGCAUAUUUUCUUACUUGUAGCCACGCCUUUAAUAAAAAAAAUGGAAUCAAGAGAAAAACAAGCAAGGCUUUGAUCCCUAUAAAAAGACUGGAUUGUUCUUUUAAAAUUCUGUAUCAUUCUAAUAAGAAUGUAUCUGGGGCUUAAAAUCUUGAUUAUUUUAAUUGUGAAAAAAAUAAAUGAGGGAUUUAAAAUUGAA
Molecule: messenger RNA, 3581 nt
Organism: Nematostella vectensis (starlet sea anemone)
Lineage: Eukaryota; Metazoa; Cnidaria; Anthozoa; Actiniaria; Edwardsiidae
Product: ribose-5-phosphate isomerase
Exons: 2
Coding region: 2098-3105 (335 amino acids)
Biological process (GO): D-ribose metabolic process; pentose-phosphate shunt, non-oxidative branch; chemical synaptic transmission
Cellular component (GO): dendrite; intracellular membrane-bounded organelle; membrane
Molecular function (GO): neurotransmitter receptor activity; ribose-5-phosphate isomerase activity; G protein-coupled serotonin receptor activity
Source: RefSeq, a predicted model, not a curated record